UGGCUUCUAUCCUGGCAGUUCUGCUCAUCCAGGGCCGGCAGGAGAUCACCUUGAAUCUAGGAUCGGACAGCAGGAACGCGGCUAGCUGCUUCUGGCUGUGAUACAGACUCGAGUCGUAAGCUGAGGAAUUCCCAUCCUGUGCUCUCUCCUGCCUCCUGGUCGAUUUUCCAGUUCCGUCGUCGAUUCGGAUGGUUUGUGGUUACACACACCCCAGCUGUCGUAUAGUUUUUCUGGCUUUUUCGCAGUUCCUUUCGCUUGUGUCAGUCAUAAUAAUGAGGAUGUAGAUCUGCUCUCCAAUAUUCAAUAAAUUAUCUACUUCGCCCACUGGUUUUUGAAGUUUUCCAUGCCAGGAAAUGCAGCAUGUCCAAUGGUGAAUCCGUUGAUUUGGCGAAAGAAAUCAAACGUUUGCGUUCUGAAAAUGAGAGAUUGUUAUUAGAAGCAGAUCAUGACAGGAAAGUACUCAGUGAUCAGUUGUUGCAGGCACGGGAUGAAGUUCUGGUGGCUCAGCGCGAGAAUGCAAUUCUCCAGUGCAAUGUCAAAGAGCUAGCGGAGAAUAACUCCAAACUGGAGUCCUCACUUCUGAACGUGAUCUCAGAGAAGAACAGCUUGGAAGAAGAAGUGCAUAUCCUGACGGACGCACUAGAUAACACCCGCGACGCAUGUCGUUCGGCGACUGAGAGUUAUACGGAUCUGCAUCAGAAAGUGGCGGAGAGUGGAUUCUUGUAUCACGUCAUCUCGUGCCCGUCACCGAUGCAUCAUCAGUCCCCAUCUCGUGAAUCUAACGACAAAGACCAAUCCAAUUCCAUGUACUCUAAGCCGCCGACCACGUAUUCGCUGAAAGUAAGUCUAAACAAGAGAUCUAUUCAGUCCAGUUUAGAAGGAACCAACCAAAGUGCCGAAAAUGAGUAGCACCUCCACAACCGCCUUCCCACUACACUCUCCCUUUUUUCACUGCUGAGAAAGAUUGCACGGGUGAACAUUCCCGGCAAGACUUUGUAUGUCAAAAACAGUACUGUUAUCGUCUUGAUUUGCUCGUAACUUAUCUCUACUUUCUUAACCCCGUCGUUUCUAUCUUGAUUGACUAUUUUACCAGUCUACUGACAAGCCAAUGCUGGCACUGUCUUGCUUUUGUGCUGCCCGUCUGCUUUGCUUUUGCAUGAUGAAAAAGUUCAAUGGAAUUCCGUUUUCGCAUGGUACCGUUAUAUGUACUAAAAUUAUCCUAUGCGAAAUGGAUUUCCAUUGACAGUCAACACUGAACAGUGCUACUAACAGCGUUAUGUCCGUAUCAUUUGGGACCAGCGUGUUUGAACCUUUCUUCUGCCUUUGCAAUACCAUGUACAUACAUGUAUGUGUGCAGUAACGUUAUCUAUUGUUUUAAUUCCACUAAGCUGAUCUGCUUGAGCGCGCACUCUUAUGCUCGCGGCCCAGUGCAUGGCACCUAUUGUCAGCGUGCGUUUCGUAGCACUUGCACUCCUGUUCAGUGUUCAGUGUACAGUGUACAGUACCUGCUGUUGAUGUUUUCGUUCUCCCACUGUGACUUGCCCAGUGUCUCUGCAUUACACACAGCUCGUGUCUGACAAACCUUUUUUUCUUA
Sycon ciliatum is the source of this 1594-nucleotide messenger RNA. RefSeq lists its product as uncharacterized. The transcript has 5 exons. The record is from RefSeq and is a predicted model, not a curated record. NCBI's taxonomy places the organism in Eukaryota, Metazoa, Porifera, Calcarea, Leucosolenida, Sycettidae. Bases 361 to 909 code for a protein of 182 amino acids.